This is a messenger RNA of Chiloscyllium plagiosum (whitespotted bambooshark), 2533 nucleotides long. RefSeq names its product NEDD4 family-interacting protein 1-like. The record is from RefSeq and is a predicted model, not a curated record. NCBI's taxonomy places the organism in Eukaryota, Metazoa, Chordata, Chondrichthyes, Orectolobiformes, Hemiscylliidae. Gene Ontology annotation, biological process: metal ion transport; positive regulation of protein ubiquitination; vacuolar transport. Gene Ontology annotation, molecular function: WW domain binding. Gene Ontology annotation, cellular component: perinuclear region of cytoplasm; endoplasmic reticulum; Golgi apparatus.
GCUGUGAGACUUAGCUAAUGAUUUUGGGGGUGGGGUCCAUUUUUAUUGGUCUUUCUGCUUUCCACCCCCUAUUGUAAUGUAGCUUAGUUUGUCCCAAUAUGGCUGUUCUUCUCUUGUGAAGAAAGAUGAUGUGAAACUUGACAAGGUGACUUCUAGGUGAUGGAGUUUAAUGGAAAGCCAAUUAUCUUCUGCGAAUAUGAUGAUGAAUUCACAUUAGGAGAUGGCUAUGAUGAAGGCAACCAGCUCAGUCUUGGAAAUGACGGGAUUUUUCUGGUGACGUUUUUCAUUGCAUUUAUAUUUAACUGGAUUGGAUUCUUUUUAUCCUUCUGCUCAACCAACACCAUUGCAGGCAGAUAUGGAGCCAUUUCGGGUUUUGGGCUGUCUCUUAUAAAGUGGAUUCUUAUCGUAAGGUUCUCCGAUUAUUUUAUCGGCUAUUUUGAAGGGAAAAUUUGGCUCUGGUGGAUUUUUCUUGUUGUCGGGUUUGUGCUUUUUACAAGAGGUUUUGUCAACUAUGCAAAAGUUCGGAAGAUGACUGCCAAAAUCGCCAGUUUGAAAAAGUCAAGAUAUUAUCCGGAAUAUUUCCUCCCGUAACACCCUGCUUCGCUGCGUGGUGACUUUGUUGAAAAAAACUGGAACAAGGAUUGCAAAUCUUAUGGGAUGAAUUAAAAAGUUAAAAAAUGCUUUUCUAUGGGUGGCUUGACUUUCCAAGCCACAUGAAAAAUAAUCUACUAGGUGCAGUAUGCUUUCUAGUUGUGCUUCUUUCGAAUAAGGCUACCAAAACAUGCAAUUAAGCAGUUAAUUCCUCACAAACACCCUUUCUCAUUCUGGUUUUCUGAAAUCAUAUUCAUUGCUUAAUGAAUUAUGGAUGGGGUAAGCCAAUGCUGAAUUUCACCAAAAGAGGGCAGUGUUGCUUUUGUUUUGUGAUGAAAGGGAUUAGAAUUUGCAAACUAAAUUCAGAAUAGACUGGACUUCUUAAAAAUGUAAUUUAUCAUUCAAAAGUUUUCAAUUGUAUGAUUAAUACAAAUUGAAUUGCAAUUUGUUUUAAGGAUAUUCUGAGUAAAGACAUUUGAUUGUGCAAUUUAAAAUGUCCUAUCUAUAUUUCCUACUACAUACUGGUGUAGUUGAACCCAUCUGGGAAUGCGAUAAGGGGUAUGACAACUGACCUCAGUGUUCCUUGUUUAGGAAUAGGAGAAAUCAGUCAUUGAGUCACUCCUGCUCAAUAUCUGGUCCUGCUGACAAUUUACAUCUGGCAGAGGUUAAACUAGAGACAAUGGAGAUGCUUAGCACAGUCUAAUAACCUUUCAACAGCGCUAUCAAGAUUCACACACAAUCAGAUAUUGGGAACAGUUCUGAUGAAGAACAAGAGAGCUCAUAGAAUCAGGAUUUACCGAGAUAGAAACUUGAAAAUUGCAAGUAAACGUUACUUACAGGAUUCACUUUGUUGCUAAACAGAAAAUCCAUUAUAUUUAGAACAACUGCCACCUAGCCAGCUUCUGAUCAAUGUUACUUGAGUGAAAUUAUUGUCAAGUUAAAUUAUCUAAUCCUAAACAAUGAAAGUAAUUUGGAUUAAUGGAAGAGAGCAUUCUUGGACAGAACAGAACUUGCUGCACUUGGAAUCACUCUGCAUAUUAACAGAUAUAAAGGGUUAAUUCAGUAUUUAUAUUUUAACGUGUGCAUCAAUACCCUCUGAAUUUGGUCUCAGUAAUUUUAGCCCAUUUACAGUAAAGAGUUGCUGCCUCUGCUAAAACAACAGGGUUGAAUUUCAAAUGAGUGCAAUAAGUGUUUGCAGUUCUUAUCUCAGAGUAAUUUCAAAGCCUUUGGCUUUGUGAGGGCACAUUACAAUUCUUUCUCAGUUAGCUAACUGAAGAGUGCGUGAGUGUCAGAGCAUACACUAUAAUCACAUGUUCACCAGAUGACAAAUUUAUGAUUGAUAACGUGGAUUCAGAAACAACAUGCAUUUCUUAAUGUAAAACAUCCUUGCUGCUCAAACUUAAAAGACAUAAUACCCGCACCUUUAGACACAUAUUACUACAAAUAGUUGCAGAGUUCUUUCAAAACACCUUUAGUAUUAAUGAAUACAGUGCUAUUUUGCUGUGUAAUUUUAAUGGCUACUUGAAUGAAGUCAAAGUAGCAACGCAGAUGUUCUGUAUGCAGCAAGUUCUAUUCUGUCCAAGAACAAUUUAGUUCCAAUCUGUAUUGAUGUGUUGCUAAGGGAAAGCAGGUCUCACCUCCGUGCAUAUUUGUCAAACCAUUUCAACAUUUAUAAUGAAAAAAGAAGGACCUAUAUUUCAUGGAAUUCUCUCAAUCUCCUGACGUAACUUGGCAGAAGAUCACAUGGUCAUUUUUUUUUCGUUUAUGCAAUUUCACUACUUGCUGUGCUGAUCUGUGACUGGAAUUUCCCAUUGAUAACAUAAAAGUUGGCAGCAAACAUUACUGCAGCGAUCUCUUUCUGGUUUUAAUGAGGACAUGCCGGUGUUGGACUAGGGUGGACAAAGUUAAAAAUCACACACCACCAGGUUAUAGUCCAACAGGU